Messenger RNA from Symbiodinium sp. CCMP2592, 300 nucleotides. NCBI's taxonomy places the organism in Eukaryota, Dinophyceae, Suessiales, Symbiodiniaceae. The record is from the annotation of a GenBank genome assembly.
AUGCGGUGUGACGGGGUGGCAGUCGGCCUCCUGGCGCAGAUGGCAGCAGAGGAACUGAUCCCGGAUGUCAUCUCCUUCAGCGCCGUCAUCGGUGCUUGCGGCUCUUCGGCAGCCUGGGAUUCGGCGCUGGUGCUCCUCGCAGAUAUGCAGGCUGCGACUGUGCGCACAGAUGCUGCAGCGGCGGGGGCAGUGCUGGGGGCAGUGGCGAAGGCCUGCCCAACCCUGAACACGAUGGCGUGCUGGCAAGUGGCAGCUGGUUCUCUGCUUGAUGGCUUCCAUGGAAGCAUCGACCCGCGGUGA